UGUCAUGGCAGCGAUCUUGAUGUGAUAUGCCGAGAAUUCAAGAGCUAUGACAUUUGUUCUUUCACACGUAAGAUCUCUAUGAAGUGCAUUCAAGAGUUCAAAUUACAUCGAAAAUUACGCACACCAGUUAAAUAAUCAACAGUAAAGCAAUUAAACUAAUGAAUUGAGUAUAUCAUUGAAUAAAUAAAUUGACGAGACUGCAACGUAGUAGAAACAAUGGCGUGUGUUACCAUGAUUUAUCUCCUGUGUCUUUUAUGCAUUACAAAGUUUGCAGUGAGUUUCUAUUUGCCAGGAUUGGCACCUGUCAAUUUUUGCAAAGCUGGUGAUGACACUGGCACGUGUAAAUCGGACAUCAAACUGUAUGUCAACAGAUUGAACACAGAGGAGUCGGUGAUUCCUUACGAAUAUCACUACUUCGACUUCUGCAAAGGUGAUGAGACCCAAUCUCCAGUGGAAAAUCUUGGCCAAGUGGUCUUUGGCGAACGGAUUCGGCCCUCCCCCUACGUCCUAUCAUUCCUGAAGAACACAACAUGUGAAAACCUCUGCACCAAAACCUACGUCGGUGGUGAUGAACAGGCCGAGAGAAAAUUGGAGCGACUGAAAAAGGGAAUGGCCUUGAAUUAUCAGCACCACUGGAUUGUCGACAAUAUGCCAGUGACAUGGUGCUAUCGCUCCGACGAGGACAGACAGUACAGGAGCACGAGAUUUCCCAUGGGAUGUUUCUCGCGUGAAAGCCGAUCUGUCCAGGACACUUGCAGCCUGAAUCCAGCAUACAGCAAGCCCAAUAAAUACUACCUGUUCAAUCACGUUGACUUGAAGGUCACUUAUCACUCUGGAGGCAGUGAGGAAUGGGGCAGUGCUUUUGGAGAAAAGGGAGGGAGAAUUAUCUCGGUUGAGGUGUCACCGAGGAGCAUUAAGCAUGAUGAUACUCGUGCACUUGAUUGCACGUCCAAGGAACCCCUGGAGAUACCUUAUGAGAAGCUCAAGGCUGGAGAAAAACUUGAUAUAACUUACAGUUACUCUGUUAAGUAUUACAGAAAUAAUACGAUCAAGUGGUCCUCUCGGUGGGAUUACAUUCUCGAGUCUAUGCCUCAUACCAAUAUUCAGUGGUUUAGUAUUCUUAAUUCCUUGGUUAUCGUCUUGUUCCUGUCUGGAAUGGUUGCUAUGAUUAUGCUUAGGACUCUGCAUAAGGAUAUUGCUAGGUACAAUCAGGCCUACUUUCAGAUUGAAUCCGGGGAAGACGCACAGGAGGAAUUCGGAUGGAAAUUGGUUCACGGAGAUGUAUUUCGUCCACCCAGGAAGGGAAUGCUGCUCUCGGUGUUACUUGGCUCUGGUGUACAAGUAUUUUGCAUGACGUUAGUUACACUGGCAUUUGCAUGCUUGGGAUUCCUCUCCCCGGCAAAUCGAGGUGCUCUUAUGACCUGCGCUAUGAUCCUCUAUGUCUGCCUUGGAACACCAGCUGGUUACGUUUCUGCGCGAAUAUACAAAAGCUUCGGUGGAGAAAAAUGGAAAUCCAAUGUUUUGCUGACAGCUAUGCUGAGUCCAGGUAUUGUCUUCAGUUUAUUCUUCAUUCUCAAUCUGGUAUUGUGGAGCAAAGGAAGUUCUGCAGCUGUACCUUUCAGCACACUAGUGGCUCUUCUUGCUCUCUGGAUUGGAGUUUCUGUGCCAUUGACAUUUAUUGGAGCGUAUUUUGGAUUCAGAAAACGCGCGCUGGAGCACCCUGUGAGGACGAAUCAAAUUCCUCGACAAAUUCCCGAGCAAAGUUUUUACACACAGGCAAUACCUGGAGUUGUCAUGGGUGGAGUACUACCCUUUGGAUGUGUUUUUAUUCAACUCUUUUUUAUUCUAAAUUCCCUGUGGUCAAGUCAAAUGUAUUACAUGUUUGGAUUUCUGUUUCUCGUAUUCCUUAUACUCGUCAUCACGUGUUCGAAAACGACAAUAUUACUUUGCUACUUCCAUUUGUGUGCUGAGGAUUAUCACUGGUGGUGGAGGAGUUUCUUGACGUCUGGCUUCACUGCUGUUUAUUUAUUAAUAUACUGCAUACACUUCUUCGUGACAAAAUUAAAUAUUGAAGAUGCAGCUUCGACAUUCUUGUAUUUUGGCUAUACACUCAUCAUGGUAUUCUUGUUCUUCCUUCUUACAGGUACAAUUGGCUUCUUCGCUUGCUUCUGGUUCGUCCGAAAGAUCUACAGUGUUGUAAAAGUCGACUGAAAAUUGUAUCAUCAAAUAUAAAAAAAUGAAGAGAUAAAACUAAAAGUUCUCAUUCAGCAUUGAGAUGACAUUUUAAUCAAUAUUUUCAAGAUUAAAAUACAAUCUACCGUCUCGAUUCAGUGAAUGCGAUGAUUACAUCACGAUAAUUUUCAAUUAAUAAUAAUAGGCCUCAACUUAAAUUCCCUUUCUCUCACAAAAUGAACAGAAAAUAAACGCUGGUGAAUGUCGAAUGAUCUCUCAGUUCCACUCAAAACAAAUAAAUAUGUACAAAUUGGCCAUUAAUUCAAGUAUCCACCCCAUUCUAUACAUCACCAAAACAAGGUUUCCAUUAUUUCCUCGUAUUGUGUUUAUUUUUCAAAUACACCUGUUCGUGACAUUGAAACGUUUGCCCUACUUUUAGCAAAACAAAAACACUAUAUAUUAUGAUAAUGCACAUUCAAUAGUUGGUCGACUUUUGUAAAUUAAUGAAACAAAUAACCACUGUAUUGUGGUAGGAAUAAGAGUGUGAAUAAUAUAAAUAAAAAGCUAUUUGAUAAGUUA
This is a messenger RNA of Fopius arisanus, 2751 nucleotides long. RefSeq names its product transmembrane 9 superfamily protein member 2 (gene TM9SF2). Gene Ontology annotation, biological process: protein localization to membrane. The record is from RefSeq and is a predicted model, not a curated record. Gene Ontology annotation, cellular component: membrane. Bases 217 to 2211 code for a protein of 664 amino acids. The transcript has 9 exons. Lineage: Eukaryota; Metazoa; Arthropoda; Insecta; Hymenoptera; Braconidae.